Microtus ochrogaster (prairie vole) is the source of this 3486-nucleotide messenger RNA. It is a transcript of the gene Rab44, whose product is annotated as RAB44, member RAS oncogene family. NCBI's taxonomy places the organism in Eukaryota, Metazoa, Chordata, Mammalia, Rodentia, Cricetidae. The record is from RefSeq and is a predicted model, not a curated record. Gene Ontology annotation, molecular function: GTP binding; GTPase activity.
AUGGAGAAUGGAAAGGGAGGGUUCAGAAAAGGCCGGAAGCUGGCGUCCAGUCGCAGGAGGCAGAUACGAGAGCCAGCGGACGGUCAGGAUGCCCCCGCUACUCCAGAGCCCGCGUCCUGGCCCUCUCACUCCGAAGAAGAGCUGCAGUCCUUCUUCCGAGACUGUGGUGCCAGAGAGAGGGGCUUCGUCACCAGAGAGGACCUGGAGGAGGCCAAGUUCAGCUUCCUGGGUAACGAGGAGCCACAGAUGAUCUUUGACUGGGUAGACACGGAGCACAAGGGCCGCCUGUCGCUGGAAGAAUUCAGUUCUGGACUCAAAAAUGUCUUUGGCUUCAGCCCCAGGACCCACAGGCUUCGCAGAAAACGACCAGUGCCCUCUCAACGAGCAUCUGGGGCCUUCAGCUUGCCUGCCCUCGAGGAGGCCGAUGCCAAGGAGAAGGAGGCCUUCCUGGCCCUUGUAGGGCAAAUGGGGACCGGCCACUCCCUUUCUGAGCAGGCUGAGAUCUGGAGGCUGUGGGGGGAGCUGCAGCAGGAGGAGCCCCAACUGGCAGGCAAUUUGGAGGGCUUCCUGGCCAAGAUGAGCAGCCGUCUGCAGGAGGCUCGGGCUGACCGGGAGGCCCUGGAGCGGACACUGAGAAAGCAAGACUCUGACCAUCUCCACAAGGUGAGACAGCUCUAUGAGGAGACGGAGGAGCAGAUCCGCAGGGAGAAGCAGCAGCUGCAGGCCCAGAGCGACUCCCGGGGCAUGGCCCUCAGCACCCACAUGCAAGAGGUUCUGGAGGCCAAGGAGCAAGAGGUUCAACGGCUGGCAGAGGGCCAGAGAGAGCUGGAGGCUCAGCUCCUCCACCUCAGCAGCUCCCAGCAGGAGGCCAGCUGGGAGAACCUGCAGCUGAGGGAGGCUGAGCGAGACCUGGCUGGGCAACUGGAAGAGGUGCGGGGACAGCUACAGGUGACAAGGGGCCAUCUGAACACUGCCAGGGGCCGAGUGUCCUGGCAGAUAGAGGAAGAGCCAAGUGUCCCCAGAGAAAACGAGAAGGCCCCAGACCCCCAGGCUGUCCCCACUGAGGAGGCUCCACCACUGCCUGAGCUGUUUGGGGACAAUGAUGACUGGAGCCAGCUCCUGAGCAGCUUUGGAGACCAUUCCCACAGAGCCCUGCAGCUUUGCUGGAGCCCACCCCCAACCCCAAGUGGCACCUCAGGCCCCCAGACUCCCCGAAUUGUUAGGCAGAUCUCUAUUUCCCAGAUGCCAGCUUUACAGUUUACUCGAGAGUCAACCACAGAUCCAGACCCAAGUCCCAGAAGCCCUGCCGGGGUGCCUGCCGGUGCCAAAGACAGGCAAGGGGUGGCGGACCCCGAGGGACAGGAUGGACAGGAUGGCAGUUCUGAGCAGCCUGUGGACACUCCUGGCCUGGAAGCUGGAUCCAAGUCCCCCUUUCCCUGGAGCCUGCCAGCAGCCCAGGCCGAGGAGUCUGGGAGUGCGGGGGCAGAGGCUUUCAGAGUGCUGCUGGCUCCUGAGGCUGAGCCCCCUCCUCAGGGCCUCCCUCCGCCUCCUCAGUCUCCAGCUGGGUCCAGAAAACAGUCCCAGGCCCCAGAUCUCAGUGACAAGAGCCUUUGGCCUGAACCUGAUCCAGCUAAGCUGCCCAUGGAAAAAGAGGUCUUGAGAGAGAACCUGAAGGACCUGGGCUUAGAGUCCCAGGGUGCCACGGCCCUCCGUGAGGGGGCUGCAGAGCCCUCCCUGAGCCUGGAGCCUGUGAGCCAGGUACCCACAGAGAUGCCAGUGCAUGGUGAGGCACGCCUGGCCAGGCAGGAGGGUCAUCCUAGGGACUUCCAAGAAGCCCCUGGCCAGGUCCUUAAGCUGGAUAGCCUGUCCACUCACCUUCUCCAGAGUCCCCAAGUGCAGCCCAGGUCAAAGGAAGGAAACUCAGAAGAGGGAGGCCAGGAGGACCCAAGGCCAGAACAGGCCGGUGAGGCUCACGACCUUGAAGCCAGGAACCCAGAAUCUCCCCAACAAGAUGAUCCCCUGUCUGACACAUCACAGGUUCCUGCUGAGACAGAAGUCCCUGCUUCUGGCAAAAUAUCUCCUCUAAGAGGCUCUCCCCUCAUGGGGCUUGGGGCUGGGCUUGCAGUGGGAGCCCCAGAGACCACACAAGCCCUCCUAACCUUGGCUGAACCAGAAGCCCAGCCCAGGUCCAUAUCCAUACCUAUUCAGGUGGAGAGCAAGCCGGACACCUCACAGCCCACGGAGCCAGGGCUACCGAGCAGGCCGGAGGACCCAGGAACAGACUCAGGGGAGGCCAAACUGACUUUCCCCGGGGGCCUUACUGCUGGCAAGCCUCAGGCUGACCCUGACUACCUCUACCAUGUCAUCUUCUUGGGGGACUCCAAUGUGGGCAAGACCUCAUUUCUACACCUGUUACACCACGAUGCCUUUGCCACCGGGCUGACAGCCACUGUAGGAGUGGAUUUUCGUGUCAAACGCCUGACGGUAGACAACAAGAACUUUGCACUCCAGCUGUGGGACACAGCUGGGCAAGAGAGGUACCACAGCCUCACUCGACAGCUGCUUCACAAGGCGGACGGGGUGGUGCUCAUGUAUGACGUCACCUCCCGAGAGAGCUUCAGCCACGUGCGUUACUGGCUCGACUGUCUGCAGGAUGCGGGUGCAGAUGGGGUGGCCAUGGUCCUGCUGGGAAACAAGAUGGACUGCGAGGAGGAGAGACAGGUGCCCACUGAAGCCGGGCGAAGACUGGCCCAGGAGCUGGGGAUCUCCUUUGGUGAGUGCAGCGCCAUCCUGGGUCACAACAUCCUGGAGCCCCUGAUGAACCUGGCUCGGACACUUAAGAUGCAGGAAGAUCGCCUGAAGGCCUCGAUGGUAGAAGUGACCCACCAGCAACCACCCAAGAGAGCUGGCUGCUGCCGCUGACCACCAGUCUGGUCCUGUCAUGGAGUGUCUCUUCUCAUGGCUUCCAUUCCGCUUCCUGGACACAGCCUCGGCAGAGAAGCCCUGCAGGAGACAAUGUCACCUCUGUUUCACCGAGCAAACAUGGCUGGGGUUGAGGAUACUUUCCCUGGAUGGGGUACCCUCAGAUCUUUCAUUUACCCAGGCGGCAAGAUGUCGGGGUAUUCUAGUUUAAUUUCUGCUGUGAUAAAUACUGGCCAAAAGCAGCCCAGAGGAGGAAAGGGGCUCUUCAGCUAACACUUCCAGGUCACUAUCCAUCGCUGAAAGGAGUCAGGACAGGAACUGAAGUGGGAACCAUGGAGGGACAACUUCGUGCUAGCUCACAUGCUUAGCCUAAUGCUUAGCCAGCUUUUUUAUAGAUAGCCCAGGCCCUCCUGCCUAGGAAUGGCGCUGCCCACAGUGGACCGAGCCUUCCUAAAUCAAUCAUCAAGCAAGACAGUGUCCCACAGACAUGCCCACGAUGGGCCAAUCUGGAAAGGCCAUUCUUCAUUUAAGUUUCCCUCUUUCCUGGUGAUUCUAAAUUGUGUU